AUGAAACAGCGCUGGGAGAAGCCCAGAACUAAAAGCUGUGGUGGGAUCACGGUGAACACUGGAGGAGCUUCAGGCUAGCACCUCCGUGCACGUGUUCUGUGAGCGUAGCGGCGUGACAACUGCUCCCAGCACCCAUUUCAGGACUUUUAGACCCAGCUCUGGGACAGCAGCGCUGGCCCUUUAAAUGGCGGAGGGGGCGGAUCCGCAGCUCGGCUAUCGGCUGCCUCUGCCUGCGCGCCACCUCCCGCCCUCGGUGCACCCUGGCAGCGGAUUGGUCAGCGGCGCAGCGGGAGAGCACUUCCGCUUCCGGGUGGCGGGGCAGCCUGUCGCUAGGGUGGCGCUGUUGCUAGGGGAGGACUAGGCCGCCGCCAUGGCGGGGAGCCGCAUGCAAAAGACCGGAAGCGUGUUUAGCCGGACCCGCAACUUGCUGCGUAUCGGCGUCAUCCAGAAGCCGCUGUGGUUCGACGUGUACGCCGCCUUCCCCCCGGUCCGCGAGCCCCUGUACCGCGUGCCCCGGCCGCACUACGGCAAGGUGAAGGACGUCGUGCCGCCCAUCUUCUACCGGGAGGACGAAGUGCGAGCGAAAUUUUAUAGAAUUUAUGGCAGUGGUCCCAAACCUUUUGAUCUAUCACAACCAAACUACAAAUCUACUUGCCAAAGGUUUGUUGAGAAAUACAAUGAAUUGAAAGAAGAGGGAAAAAUCGAAGAGGAAAACCUGUUUGAAGAAACAGGAAAAGCCCUUUUGGCCAGUGGGAUAACUCUGCAGAGAAGAGGAACAGAUAAAGUAGCACAACAGGAUCAUCAGGAUGCGGAAACCAGGGAUUCUGUACUACGUCUGCAACUUCAAACCGUGUUGGAAGAGUUGCAGGAGAAGAAGGAGAGUCAGGAGGAGCAGAGACCAGAACUGAGAGAAACACAGAAGGAAAAUCCUUCGUCCUAACAGCUGCGCUCUUGUCUUGGCACAUCCUGCAGCUUGGCAUUGUGUGCCCACGGCACUCACCAGCUCAGGAGCCAGCAUUUCCAUCUGCACAGCCUGGCAGUCGUAAGGAAUGUUCUGAAGGAGGGUAUGGCUCAGUCUUCUGGCUGCGGUGCCUCCCUGUGAUUGUGUGUGUGACACACAUCCUUGUGUCUUUCCAUCUCCCCACUUAGGAAGUGGGAGAUGAUCCUCUUCUUUUGAGGAACGUUGUCUUGACAUUUUCAAUAAUGUUGUCGCAGCUUUUGAGAUGGAAAAUAGAGUGGAAAAUUAAACGUUUCCUUUAAAAUGGGAA
This is a messenger RNA of Numida meleagris (helmeted guineafowl), 1268 nucleotides long. It is a transcript of the gene MRPS23, whose product is annotated as mitochondrial ribosomal protein S23. The coding region runs from base 371 to 940 and encodes 189 amino acids. The transcript is spliced from 5 exons. The record is from RefSeq and is a predicted model, not a curated record. Gene Ontology annotation, biological process: translation. Lineage: Eukaryota; Metazoa; Chordata; Aves; Galliformes; Numididae. Gene Ontology annotation, cellular component: mitochondrion; ribosome. Gene Ontology annotation, molecular function: structural constituent of ribosome.